AUGGAAAAUGUUGGUAACAUCGAUCCACUUAUUUCACAAGAUAGUGCACACCAAUUAACUCCCGGCAUGGAAGAAAGUUUCAACUCUUCGCUUAAUGGCCUGACAUCACCGAAGGAAACAAUUGAAACACCUAUUGAUGAGACAACUGAUAGAAUAGAUACAAGUGAUAAUAUAGAGGCAUUGGCAGAAACAAAGAAAGAAAGACUUAGGAGUAAGACUUGGGAUCAUUUUAUAAAGGUGAAAGUUAAUAGCGAGGGUAAGGCUCAAUGUAAAUAUUGCAAGAAAUUUCUUGGUGGAAAAUCGAUCAAUGGAACGAAACACUUGCUUCAACAUAUGGAGACAUGCAUUCAUCGCAAAAUUCAUGAGAACAAGACUACAAAAGGACAAACAUUUCUCAUGCCAAAUAACUCGCAAGGAAAGCAAGAAUUGGGAGUUGAGUUGCGUCUUGAGGUUCAUUUAUAUUUCUGCUCCUCAUUCAAAUACAAAAUGGAGUUACUUGAAUACUAUUAUGAAAAAUUGUAUGAACAAGACUCUUUUGAGAAAGUUAAGAGGAUUCAACAACUAUGUUAUGACUUAAUUACUGAUUAUCAAUUGAAGUUGAACCAAGAGAAUUGUGGUGACUCACCAAUGUUGGAAUCUAGUCGGAUGGCUAAUGAUGGUUUAGAUGAUUAUGAUGCAUAUGUUCGGAAGAAAAAAAAGCUAGAACUUCAUAUGUUAAAACAGAAUUGGAUCAUUAUUGGAAGAGGAAGUUUUACCGCGAAGUCCUGA
Messenger RNA from Vicia faba (fava bean), 768 nucleotides. The record is from the annotation of a GenBank genome assembly. Lineage: Eukaryota; Viridiplantae; Streptophyta; Magnoliopsida; Fabales; Fabaceae.